CUUGGCUACCAAGUACUAGUAGAGUAGCAGUAGUACCAACUAAAACAAGGCCCUUUGUCACAAGCGGCAGGUACAUAUUUACCCUUCCUAUACUGUCUGUCAGUACUCGGGAGAAACCACACACUUCCAUUUCCUCUCUCAGCAUCCACACAGCAGCUCUUAGCUGCUUCACAAAACACAGCAGCGAAGCACAACCAUGAGGAAGGAGAUCAUAAUCCGGAUGCAUGUCAAAUCCGACAAGUGCCAGGCCAAGGCCAUGAAAGUGGCAGCGGCAGUUAGCGGAGUGGAGUCCGUGUCGCUGGCCGGCGGCGACAAGAGCCUCCUGCUGGUGAUCGGCACCGGCGUGGACUCGAACAAGCUGGUGAAGAAGCUCAAGAAGAAGGUGGGCGAGGCGGAGAUCGUGGAGCUGCGGACGCACGACACCUUCGAGCCGGCGGCGCUCCCGCUCCCGGGGACCAAGCAGGAGGUGGCGGCCAUGGCGGCGGCGCGGUCGCCGUACAGCACCCCCCACCACCACCACCAGUGGCAGUACAACAGCUACGCCGCGGCGCCGGCCAGCCCGUACGCCUACCACUACCACCCGUCGCCCGUGGGCUACGGCUACGCGGCUACGGUACGGGGCCGGGGUCAGCGGCUACUCGCUGGCAGCGCGCGGAGCCACCGGCCAACUACUUGCCGCUGGUGGAGAGGCACGACUACCAGCCCAUGGACCGCAGCGUGGAAAGGCUGUAAAUUUUUGUAG
Molecule: messenger RNA, 742 nt
Organism: Setaria italica (foxtail millet)
Lineage: Eukaryota; Viridiplantae; Streptophyta; Magnoliopsida; Poales; Poaceae
Exons: 4
Coding region: 197-742 (181 amino acids)
Molecular function (GO): metal ion binding
Source: RefSeq, a predicted model, not a curated record